Messenger RNA from Erythranthe guttata (spotted monkey flower), 708 nucleotides. RefSeq lists its product as uncharacterized. Gene Ontology annotation, biological process: protein ubiquitination. Gene Ontology annotation, cellular component: cytoplasm. The record is from RefSeq and is a predicted model, not a curated record. NCBI's taxonomy places the organism in Eukaryota, Viridiplantae, Streptophyta, Magnoliopsida, Lamiales, Phrymaceae. Gene Ontology annotation, molecular function: zinc ion binding; ubiquitin protein ligase activity.
AUGGAUCUCAACAGCUAUCUAAAUCAUCACGCCGUAACUUCAACCACCAUGCGGGAUCAGCCCGCCGAAUUGCCGCCGCAGUUCACCGUCGUGUUACAGUUUUCCUGCAAACUGAUUUCCUCCCUGUUCAUCUUUCACGGAGAUUCCGACGAGCCGGAGUUACGUAGAUGCUACCAUCAUCCCCAGAAAAGCACCACCGUCUCCCUCAAUCUCGGCCAAUUCUUCGACCGGGAAGAAACACGAGAGAUCAUCGAAACCAAUCUCCUCCUCCUGUGCUCGGACAUGGCGCCCACAAUCAGGCAGCGGUGGGUCGACUACGCGGUGAAGAAGGCGAGGGAAGUCGUGGUGUCCAUGCCACCUCAGCACAACGUUGUUAUCGUCAGAUUCCCGGCGACCUUGAAUCUUGACCUAAUCUGCCGCCGCGCGGCGGAGGAGAUGGUCGACCGGAAUAAUUACAUGGUACCUGCUGCGGAGUCGUGGAUCGAAAAGAGCUUGAGUAAGAAGACGUUGACGGAAUAUUCUCCCGACCAGAAAGGAAGCAGUACUACUUGCGCCGUUUGCCUGGAAGAUUUCUCCGGUGGCGGUGAAGAUGAUGUUUCGGUAAUGCCGUGUGAGCAUUAUUUUCACGGAGAUUGCAUCGGAAAGUGGCUGAGGACUAGCCACUAUUGCCCCGUUUGCCGCUUUGAAGUUCCGACGACCGAAACCUAG